This is a messenger RNA of Colletotrichum abscissum, 369 nucleotides long. RefSeq lists its product as uncharacterized. The transcript has a single exon. The record is from RefSeq and is a predicted model, not a curated record. Lineage: Eukaryota; Fungi; Ascomycota; Sordariomycetes; Glomerellales; Glomerellaceae. Bases 1 to 369 code for a protein of 122 amino acids.
AUGAUUCCUUCCACCGACGAUGAUAGCCUGCCCGAAACAUCCCCUCUCCUGAAACCAUCUCGAAUCUUAUACGAACCAUCAGAAACACCAGAAGAACAGCUUGGUCACGUUUUCUCUAAUAUCGGACGAGAUAUUAACAAGAUCGGCAUGCAACCAAAGAUUACACAUCACAAGCUCCCCGUCAAACAUCACAGGUUUGAGGAACAACCUCUACUGGGAGAUCGGCUUGCAUCGACGAUAAUCAAGUUCAUAGGAGCAAAUGUAGCUAUCGCGCGCGAAGGAUCUGCACGGCCUGGUUUGCAUGACCAGCUUGUGGAAGCAGCGAUUUUGGAGAUCUCAGAUCCUGCUUUUCACGCGUACUGCAAUUAG